This is a messenger RNA of Closterium sp. NIES-67, 326 nucleotides long. Lineage: Eukaryota; Viridiplantae; Streptophyta; Zygnematophyceae; Desmidiales; Closteriaceae. The record is from the annotation of a GenBank genome assembly.
GAAAAUGGUAGAUGGGGAGGCAGAGGAAGAGGAGCAGGAGGAGGAGGAGAAGAAGGAGGAGGAGAAGGAGGAGGAGGAGGAGGAGGAGGAGGAGGAGGAGGAGGAGGAGGAGGAGGAGGAGGAGGAGGAGGAGGAGGAGGAGGAGGAGGAGGAGGAGGAGGAGGAGGAGGAGGAGGAGGAGGUAGAGGGGGAGAGGACGAGCAGCAUCAGCAGCAACAGCAGCAGCAGCAUCAGCAGCACGAUCACCACCAGCAGCCGCAGCAACAACAGCAGCUGAAGCAAGGGGAGGAGCACCAUGGCAGAGGCGGCAUGAUCGAUCUCAACUC